Messenger RNA from Durusdinium trenchii, 1254 nucleotides. The record is from the annotation of a GenBank genome assembly. Lineage: Eukaryota; Dinophyceae; Suessiales; Symbiodiniaceae.
CCUGAGUCCAUCGCUGUUUGUAGGGAAGGCAACCUGGCGCUUGUGAAGAGACUGGCGCAAACGUCCUUUUUUUGGGCGAACGAGACGAGCCAGCGAACGUCCUGGUCGGCCAUGUGCAAUGUGGUCCACUGGGAAGAAAAGUGUGGGGGUGCGAUGCUUGGAAGAGGAGACCGAGAUCUUCAAUAGGCGCCUUGCUCGCAUGGACGAGCAGCUGCGGCGCCUGCAGAAUCAUGAUUGGCGGCCCAAGAAUUUCCGUGCGAAGCAUGGAAAAGUGCCUUUGGUCAGAGCAGAGGAGAGCCACCUCGAGCUCGGUGCGUCACAGGUGGCAUCGCCCUUGCGAAGCAGUGCACCCAGUAGUGAGGCCUCUUCGAGUGCGCCAGGGCUGUCGCCUGGGGAAGCUGGAAGUAGCUCACAGGCAGUGCUGAGCGAGAGCAGUGCCGUGACGACCUCCGCAAGCGCGGGAGCAGCAGCCCUCGAGGCGGCUCAGCAGCGGGAGCAGCAGCUGCGCACCGAGCUGGCAGCUGCCCGGCAGGAGGUGGAGCAGAUGAGCAGCUUGGUCCAGGACAGGGAGCAGCAGAUCCGGCGGCUGGCUGUGGACUCCUCCCCAGAGUCUGACCAAACCAGGCACCACCCGGACGACACGGCCGAGAUGCUCCGCGCCGAGCUGGCCGAGCGGGAGCGGGAGGUCGCCACCUUGCGGCAGGCGGAGUGCCUGGUGGAGAGGCAGGCAGCGGCCCAGCUGCGGCAAGCCAGGGUGGAGCUGGCAGAGACCCGAAGGCAGCAAGAGAUCUUGGGGCUGGAGAUGCAGGAAGCGGAGAUCCAGCGACGGGAAGCGCAGAGCAGCGCGACUUCGGGGCUCUCGCUGCUGCAGAUGCUGCGGUUGCCGCAGGAGGCACCGGCGGAAGUGAAGCGGGCGCACCUGAGAGAGGCGGUGGUCGCCUUAAAGCAAUUGGUCCAGGAGCUCAGUUCGAACGAGGAGCCCGUCCAUCACGGACCUCCAUGUAGCGAGUUGAGGUCUGCGCUGGAACCACCUCACCCGCCUCCCGCCAUGGUCAAGGUGGAGAGUGUGGAGACGACCAUUUGCUCAAUGCCUUCUAUCCCCGAGGAAGAUUCCGCAUGCUCAUCCAGCCCCUGUAGUCCGGCCGCUGACCCCUCUUGGUAGGCCCUACGUAGGCCAUGGUCUUGUUUGAAUUGAAGCCUCCCGGCCCGCGGUGCUAACAGGAAAGUUUCACAUGAAGAGCCAGGGAAAAAGUC